Molecule: messenger RNA, 1956 nt
Organism: Saccharomyces mikatae IFO 1815
Lineage: Eukaryota; Fungi; Ascomycota; Saccharomycetes; Saccharomycetales; Saccharomycetaceae
Exons: 1
Coding region: 1-1956 (651 amino acids)
Biological process (GO): transmembrane transport
Cellular component (GO): membrane
Source: RefSeq, a predicted model, not a curated record
AUGCACAUUACUCUAGGUCAGGCGAUAUGGGCAUCCGUUAAGCCAAUUAUCAAAAUAUACUUGAUUAUAGGUGUCGGAUUUUUAAUGGCCAAGAUGGGAAUCCUCACAGUGGAAGCAACUAGAAUCAUUUCUGAUGUUGUGCUAACAGUUUUACUUCCCUGCCUGUCUUUUAACAAGAUUGUUGCCAAUAUCGAAGAUAAAGAUAUCAAAUCUGUCGGAAUAAUUUGUUUAUCUGCCCUCUUAAUCUUUGGCACUGGACUGUUUUUCGCAUAUGUUGUGAGGCUACUCCUGCCUGUUCCUAAACAAUGGUAUGGUGGUAUUCUUGCCGGUGGCAUGUUUUCAAAUAUCAGUGAUUUACCAAUUGCAUAUUUACAAUCCAUGGACCAAGGGCUUAUAUUUUCAGAGGAAGAAGGCAACAAAGGUGUGGCUAACGUCAUUAUAUUUCUGACGAUGUUUCUAAUUUGCAUUUUCAACUUGGGUGGGUUUCGAUUGAUUGAAAGUGAUUUUAAGUACAACGACGAUGAAAGUGCUGCUAGGAUUUCAGAAACGACAGCGACACGCCCCACAACAAAUGCAAAUACUACUAGUACGGGUACUAACAAGAGUUCCUUCUCAAAUGGUCAGCACUUUUUCAAUGAAAAAUACACUGCUCGCAAUAGCGUGACCGAAGCCAUAAAUACCAAUGUAAAUGUAAAUGCAAACGCAAAUACAAACGCAAACAUGAUCAGAGGCGCGUCAAUAUCAAGUCAACCAACAAGUAGUAUAGAUCCUUUGUCACUUUCGGGUAAUUAUGCCAAUUCAAUGAUUAAAAAACCAGUUCAACCAAAAGGUAGAGAUACUAUUGCAUAUAUUCCAAGUAAAGGGCCACAGGUUACUUCUGGCUCAAAUGCUUUAGAGAACCAAUCAUCCGCAUCAUCAGUGCAUUCCUAUAAUUCAUCAGAGAGUUAUAAUAGCAGCCUAGAUACUAUGAGGGUACGCAGAACAGCCAGUCAGCCAAGAGCUUACAACACCGCUUCAGCUCUAGAAGAGAAAUAUUUGGGCGAGAAAUACUCUAAGAAUAUAUCUUUAUCUGCCUUAGAACCUAUACGCUCUAUUGACAUGCGUGCAUUGCCCUCUCAAAACAUUCAUCAUCUCAUCAGAGAGUACUCUAAUGUUGACCAAUAUGGUAAUCAAAGGAGGAACUCGAGUUUAGUAGGUACCGACAUGAAUGAUGAACGUUCGAUGACAUCAAACUCGACUUUAGAAACUAUAAAAACUGCCAACCUGACCAGGAUCCUAACAUCAGAUGCCACCGUAAGUAAAAAGGAUAUUGAAACCUCAGGCGAGUCACUACCAAAGUGGAUGAAAAAGUUCCCAUUAACUCCACUGCUGGUAUUUUUCUUGAAAAAUUGUCUAAGACCGUGCUCUAUGGCCGUGAUCAUUGCCCUGAUUGUUGCAUUUAUCCCAUGGGUAAAGGCAUUGUUUGUCACUACUGCCAAUACACCUCAUAUAAGACAAGCACCGGACAACGCCCCCCCCUUAAGCUUUUUCAUGGAUUUUACAGGUUAUGUCGGCGCCGCAAGUGUUCCAUUUGGGUUGAUAUUAUUAGGAGCAACCUUGGGUAGAUUAAAAAUUGGUAAUUUGUAUCCAGGAUUUUGGAAAGCUGCUGUAGCGCUUGUAAUUCUGAGACAGUGUAUCAUGCCAAUUUUUGGUGUCCUAUGGUGUGAUCGGUUAGUAAAAACUGGCUGGGUUAAUUGGCAAGAUGAUAGAAUGUUGUUAUUUGUUAUUGCAAUAAGUUGGAAUCUACCAACAAUGACUACUCUUAUAUAUUUCACCGCCAGUUUUACACCGCCAGAGAUAGCCGAGCCAGUCCAAAUGGAAUGUGUUUCUUUUUUCUUGAUGCUACAAUAUCCACUAAUGGUAGUUAGUCUGCCGUUUUUGGUCUCUUACUUUUUGAAAGUACAAAUGAAGCUUUAG